AUGGCGUCGUAUUAUGCGCGGCUGGACAACUUCUUUGCGUUCUACGCUCCGGAGAAACGGCCGCUUGUUGCUGCCCUACUUGAAAAGUACAGUGGUAGAGAGGAGGUGAUGAUGCAGAGCCUGGUGAAGAAGUUUGGUCCGGAGCCAACUGGGCCAGCAAGCAACUUCCAAGAAAAAGAUCAUAAUUAUCGUGAGCGCCUUGUUAAUUUUUAUACCAAAUAUGCACCGAAGGAGCUUGCAAAAGUUGAUGCAAUGCUUGCGAGAUUUGCGGGGAGGGAAGAUGAACUUUUUUCAGCUCUGGUGCAAAAAUAUGGACCUGAGCCGUCCAUGUUUUGCAGUCGCGGUGACCUUAAAAGUGUGCAGUAUAUGUCUGACACGCAAUGUGAGCAGAACAGCAUCGCAAGCAGUGUUGCUGUUUCAGGCUAUAAUGUGCAUGAUACCCGAUGGCGCUUGGCGCGGAUUUUUAUGGAGCACGCUCCUGAGCGGUUAGCGAUUGUCGAUCAAAUGAUGGAGAAGUAUGCUGGUCAUGAGGAGGAGAUGCUUGUGCGUUGUGUAGAGCGUUAUGGCCCGGAACCUCCACCACCGGAUACGCAAUCACCGAGAAGCCGUUUGUCACGCUUCAUUGGGUACUAUAUGCCACAUAAAGUUUCCUCCGUGGAGUCCAUGCUGAAAAAGUACGAUGGACGCAUUGAAGCUCUCUUUGCGGCCCUAGUAUACAAACUUGGUCCGGAGCCACCCUCUACUCCUUGUACCACAUCAGCUGUGGUAGUUCCUGUAGGUAAUGAAGCGGCAGGGCCCAGUCGUGGGGUCACAGCAAUCACGGGCGGGUUUCGCGAUGAUGACGAAAAGGGAAGUCAUGAAGUUUACCAGGAUGUUGAGGAACCGGGUGAGUGGUUAAAGCAUCUUUCGUUACCCUUAUCCGCUUAUCGUCGGUAUGCUGUUAAUCGUUUGGGCGAAGAUCAUCUCAGUGUGUUAGAGAAUCGUUUUGGUGUUCCUCGUUUGCUGGAUAACAGGAAUAAUGCCGACGAUAGCGCCGUAAAGAGAUGGGUCAUUGCCAAGAAUGUGGUGACUGGAACAGGAAAUGUCAAUGCUGUCAAAGAGACCGAGGAGUUUGAGGAACCGAUGGUUGCUGAAUGCAUAAGUGCCAAUUUUGCAUGUUUUGUUUUGGUUUUGGAAACGGUGGAAUUUCCCCUGCCUGAGGACUACAUGGAGGAAAGUAUAUUUGCUUGUUAUCCGUUUUGUACUUUGCUCGGUGAUCGUGACCGUUUUGCUCUGCAGACGUGUGUAAGACUUAUGGAUUUAAAAACAGGAUUUGAAGCAGACACUGUUUCACUCUUGCGUGAGGAGGAAAACUGCCGAGAGCGAGUUUUGCAGCAAGUAGGUAGUUGGAAGCGUCAGCAUUGUGUUCAGUUGGAGGACAGGAAGUCGUAUAUGCAACGUCUUCUCCAGAGGGCACUUGAGCUUUUGCCGGAGUUUGAAGAGAAGGAGCGACAGGAGGUUAUCACAGUGGAACAGAUUGAACGUAAGGGGAAGGCGUUGUGGUUUCAUGAGGGUUUGCAAAUGAUAACGAGCGCCAACAGGGACCUCUUAACUCCGCACAGCAGACAGAAAUGGGAACAUGAGAAAAACGUGGCUGGGAGAAGCAGAUAUGCGGAUUUAUCAUCACCAUUCGCUCCUUUUUCUUGUGGUUUUCGACAUUUGAUCUCACCUCAUCCUCUGCUCAGACAAAAGGGUGACGAUUGCAUUUUGCUGUCUUCACAAUCCUCGACAAGUUCUGUGGAAGAGAGUAUGAGUGUGCCCUUGGGGGGGAGAAAAGAGACGAGGGAUAUGGCCACUGUCACAACUCCUGCAAUGUAUGCUCGCAAACCCAGCUUGCAACGGGCAACGAACGCCGACAGCGUUUUUGGUCUUUUGGAAGUCUCUCCUCAACCAAAAAAGCCUAGUGAGGUGGUGGACCCCAUUCAGCGUGUGCUUCGAUUUAACGAGCCACUAACGGGAAGCAGACGGACGAUGCACACUGAAAAUAGGCUAGGCAUCACAGGACGUGACAAGUGGGGUCCAGCUAGAGAAGGAAGACUUUCUGAAGUUGCUCCUCCGCCGUGCCAGGAUGCACGCGAGGCCAUUUUGUUAAGUGAAACGCCAGAAAGUUUUGUGGAUCAUGUCUCAACCGAUCAAAGUGACAGGGCGUCUAGUCCCGCAUAUCGCUAUGUGCCUUUUUUUUUUGAAAAGGAGGAUAUCUUUCGUUCUGGUCCCUAG
This is a messenger RNA of Trypanosoma rangeli, 2256 nucleotides long. RefSeq lists its product as uncharacterized. NCBI's taxonomy places the organism in Eukaryota, Euglenozoa, Kinetoplastea, Trypanosomatida, Trypanosomatidae. The transcript has a single exon. Bases 1 to 2256 code for a protein of 751 amino acids. The record is from RefSeq and is a predicted model, not a curated record.